This is a messenger RNA of Lichtheimia ornata, 1710 nucleotides long. RefSeq lists its product as uncharacterized. Gene Ontology annotation, cellular component: Set3 complex. The record is from RefSeq and is a predicted model, not a curated record. Gene Ontology annotation, molecular function: transcription corepressor activity; protein binding. Lineage: Eukaryota; Fungi; Mucoromycota; Mucoromycetes; Mucorales; Lichtheimiaceae. The coding region runs from base 1 to 1710 and encodes 569 amino acids. Gene Ontology annotation, biological process: regulation of transcription by RNA polymerase II. The transcript has 9 exons.
AUGACUCUCACAAGCGAUCAGGUCAACAUCAUUGUUUAUCGCUAUCUACAAGAAUCUGGCUUCCGGCAUACUUCAUUUGCGUUUCAACAUGAGAGUCAAGUACAGAAUUCGGCAUAUCGCGACACCGAGAUUCAAGCUGGUGCGCUCAUCAACAUCAUCCAUAAAGGCCUUCAGUUCAUGGACAUUGAAGCACACAUGAACGAGGAUGGAGAAUUGAUGGAAUGCAAUAUACCGUUUUCCUUAUUGGAGCCUCAUCAUUGCGAUUUGACGGGCAAGACGCUAAGCGAUUCACAUACAUCAUCGUCACCUACGCCAGGAGCAAAGCGUCAACGUAAAGAGAAAUCACAAAAGGAAAAGGAAAAGCGUGUACGAAGGGAUACAUCCAAUGAUGAAAUCUCAUCAGCUGUUGCAGCAGCUGCAGCAUCAACCACAGCAACAUCAUCGGCAGUACCAUCGUCAUCAUCAUCCUCCGCACCAACUAACAACAACACAGCAGAUGCCGCUGCACCUGUCAAUGGCUACACAAUCAAAGAAGAGACCGAAACGGCAGAUGUCGAGAUGCGAGAUGUACAACCUGCAACAACUACAACUACAACAACAACCGAACAAGUGGCCAAACCUCAGACCAUGGUCGAUUCCAAAGAUGUGCACGUUUUGACAGGCCAUCAAAGUGAAGUGUUUUCAUGUUCGUGGAAUCCAGUGGAACCUCUAUUGUUGGCUUCAGGAUCCGGUGAUGCCACGGCACGAUUAUGGCGAAUUCCAGAAGAUAGCAGCAAAACAGCAGAACCACCUAUUGUGUUGAGUCAUCUUCCCAAUCUGAAUGAAAAUAAGGAUGUUACUACGUUGGACUGGAAUCCAUCGGGUACACUCUUAGCAACAGGUUCAUAUGAUGGCCAAGCACGUAUUUGGACGUUGAAGGGCGAGCUACGUUUCCUUAUGGCACAACAUCGCGGGCCGAUCUUUUCAUUAAAAUGGAACGGCAAGGGUGAUUUGAUCCUUAGUGGCAGUGCUGAUAAUACAACGGUUGUAUGGGAUCCAGAGACAGGCGAGAUGAAGCAGCAAUAUGAGCUACAUUCACUAGCUAUUCUUGAUGUGGAUUGGAUGGAUAAUACGACCUUUGCGUCAUGCUCUUCGGACAAGACCAUUUUCGUGUGCCGCGUUGGUGAAACAGAGCCAUUGAAAAAGUGGGCAGGUCAUGAGGAUGAAGUCAAUGCAGUGCGUUGGGAUCCAACUGGACAAUAUCUAGCAUCCUGCUCUGAUGAUAUGACAACCAAGAUUUGGUCUCUAAGCUCGGAUCAACCUGUUCAAGAAAUUCGUGGACACUCGUUGCAGAUUUACACCUUACAAUGGGCACCUUAUUCACGCAGCAGCACCUCCGCCACUGAAUCCUCUUCUUCUCCACGGAUACUCGCUACAGCAAGCUUUGAUGCUACCGUUAGAUUAUGGGAUGCGUUGAAUGGUACUUGCCUUCAUGUACUACAAAACCAUAGCGAAGCCGUAUAUUCUAUUUCAUUCAGCCCUGAUGCACGGUUAUUGGCAACGGGUAGUUUUGAUGAGCAACUCAAUGUGUGGAAUGCCAAGGAUGGUACUUUGCAAGAGACUUUCAAGGCCAAUGGUGGUAUCUUUGAAGUUCAUUUCAACAAGAAUGGUGAUAAGCUGGCUGCAUGUACAUCCAAUAAGCAGGUCGUUAUUUUGGAUAUGAAGCGAUAA